Messenger RNA from Stylophora pistillata, 3686 nucleotides. RefSeq lists its product as uncharacterized. Lineage: Eukaryota; Metazoa; Cnidaria; Anthozoa; Scleractinia; Pocilloporidae. The record is from RefSeq and is a predicted model, not a curated record. Gene Ontology annotation, molecular function: protein binding.
AGAAAGAAGUCACGUCAACCAGGUGCAUGUCUAAUUGUCUCUUGGAGGUAUCUAAGUGAGGAAUUAGAAACAUAAAUAGUCCUGGAAUCUACGGCUCUUAUCAUUUUCAAGUAUUAGCACAUGGCAACAACUGGUGCACCAGAAUUUCCUUCCACCAAGGACACAGUAAAUUAUGCUCGACUGUGUCGCCUUCUGGUAGACGUUGGAUCCCAGGCCUUGAGAGACACUUUUGAUGCCAUACACCCUCCAGUAGGACUUCAUACAGUUUUGGCGCGUUACCCGGAGCAUGCUAUACUGCAGUCUCUGAAGGCGAAAAAAGUCCUGAAUGCUACACAAUGGGGGAAGCUGUAUCCAACUGUUCCAUCAUCUGUUUCAUCGGCAGACUUUGAUAUCACAUUAUUGAUGGUGCUACUGAGGAAUAUCUGUGGGUUGCUCCCUCCCAGCACUGGAUGGGACAGUCUUUCCUCAGCCACAGAUGUGAGUAAGGAAGCCAACAUAGCCAGGCUGAAAUACUAUCGUAAUACUGUGUACGGCCAUGCCAGCCAAGCCUCUGUGGAUGAUGCAACAUUCAACAGCUACUGGCAGGAUAUCAGCAAUGCCAUAUUAGGACUGGCAGGAGAAGGUUAUGGAGCUGCUACAAGUAAGCUUAAGAAUGAGUGCAUAGAUCCUGAUACAGAAGAACACUACAGGCAGCUGCUAAAGCAAUGGAAGCAAGAUGAAGAUAAUAUCAAAGAAACGGUCAGAGCUAUUGAAGACAAUGUCGAUCAAAUAAAAAGUAAAGUGGGAGACAUUGGUGACAAACUGGAGACAUUAGUGGCACGACAAGAAGUAACAAAUGAACAAGACAAAAUCACAAAUGAUCUCAGUCAAAUGAGAAGUCUGGUUGGAAACCUUAGUGACAAGUUGGACACAUUGAUGGUACAACAAGGAGAAACAAAAAGUGAAGAUGGUUUUGAUCCCAACGAAAUGAUUGAUAACAUUCGCCAACUGUACAAAACCCGCGAAGGUACGAUGAACCUCCUUCCCUGGUGUGAACACUUAAACUUUUCUUUUGGAGAUUUCUACACCAGACUUAAAGUCAUCUACAAAGAGAAAACGAGAGGAACAGCUACGGACCGAGUUGUCACGAUGUCUGAAAUCUUCAACCCGCAUGAAGAAUGUGAAGAACCAAGAGUUGUCUUAAUCGAGGGUAAACCUGGCAUGGGAAAGACAACUUACUGCAAAAAAGUUGUUUUUGAAUGGGCCACCCCCGAAACCGGAAAUUACUUCGCAAAAUUCCUCAUAGUGCUUUUAAUUAAAUGUCGUGAGGUUCAGUCCGACAUUUGGGAAGCCAUUGAUGAUCAACUUCUACCUCGAGAUGUCGAUGAUAACCAAAGAAGGAAAUUCUUUGACUUCAUUCGCCACAACCAAUCUACAAUUCUCCUGGUACUCGAUGGAUUGGAUGAAGUUUCUGAGAAGAAGCUACCAAUGUUUACAGAAAUUAUUCAAGGCCGGGUACUACCAAAUUGUCGCGUGGUUGCUACAGCACGACACGAAAGCGGAGCCAAAGUUCGAAAAUACUGCAACACGCUGCUGGAGGUCGAGGGAUUCACUUAUCAAGAAGCAAAAAGCUUUAUCCACAAAUAUUUCAAAACGAGGAAGGACUUGGCCAACAAGCUUACAGUUCAGCUGCGCGAUGAUCGAAAACUUCGAGACAUGUCAGCGAUUCCCCUGAAUUGUGCGCUUUUUUGCCUGGUCUGGGAAGAUUUGAACGGCGUGUUCCCUGAAAGCAGAUCGGAGCUGUACAUGGACAUAGUGGAGUGUGUACUAAGAAGAUACAGAGCAAAGAAACAACUUCCAGAAAACGGCGAAGACCUUGUUGAACUUUACGAAAGUCAAUUGAUACACCUUGGCUCGAUAGCUUUGAAAGGGUUACUGGAAGCAAACUUGGACUUUGACGAGAAGGAGCUUGGAAAACACAAAGCAAGCGAUUUACCAGGAUUUGGAUUUCUUUCCGUUCAGCCCGGAGGCAGUAAACUCCGAGCUACUAGACGUUAUGGCUUUCUUCACAAGACUUUCCAAGAGUUCUUCGCAGCACUAGAUCUCGGUUUUCGGCUUAUCAAGAAAGAAAUAAGAAUAGAAAGCAUAGCCGCUGACAGACGAUUUUACGAUGAGCUGAAAGAAGUGCUUCUGUUUACAUUUGGCAUUCUCGGGGCACGGUGCAAGGAAACAGCAGAGAACCUUGUGAAAAGUAUGACAACACAUUUAAACCAGGAGGAAGAGAAGGACGUACCUGGUGGGUUAGACUGGGAUAAGGAAGCCGCUGAUAGAAUGAUUGUUAUAUUGGAGUGCAUUUAUGAGUGCAAAAAUGACAACAAUUUCGAUGUAAAAUUGGCCCGCGCUCUUGGCCCUUGCCUUCAGAUUAAAGCCAUUGAUGUUUCACACAGAGGAUUACUGGGAGCUAACGCUCUGUUACUGACCAACGUUCUUAUGUCAAACACAAGUGUGACGGAAUUGAAUUUUUCUUACAAUGAAAUUAGUGAUGAUGGUGCUGCUGCUCUUUCUGAGUGUUUGAAAGAGAAUACAUUUCUGACAAAGUUGGAUUUGUCUCGUAAUAACAUUGGUCAUGCUGGUGCUGCUGCUCUGGCUGAGUGUUUGAAAAAAAAUACAUCUCUGACAAAGUUGAAUUUGUCUCGUAAUAACAUUGGUGAAACUGGUGCUGCUGCUCUGGCUGAGUGUUUAAAAGAAAAUACAUCUCUUACUAACUUGAAUUUGGGUACGAGUAACAUUGGUGAUGGUGGUGCUGCUGCUCUGGCUGAUUGUUUCAAAGAAAAUGCUUCUCUGACAGAGUUGAGUUUGUAUUAUAAUAACAUUGGUGAAGCUGGUGCUGCUGCUCUGGCUGAGAGUUUGAAAGAGAAUACAUCUCUGAUGGCUUUGAAUUUGUCUUCUAAUGAAAUUGGUGAUGCUGGUGCUGCUGCUCUUACUAAGUGUUUGAAAGAAAAUAAGUCUCUGACAAUGUUGAAUUUGGAUGAAAAUAACAUUGGGGAAACUGGUGCUGCUGCCCUGGCUGAGUGUUUAAAAGAAAAUACAUCUCUUACUAACUUGAAUUUGGGUACGAGUAACAUUGGUGAUGGUGGUGCUGCGGCUCUGGCUGAGUGUUUAAAAGAAAAUACAUGUCUGACAGAAUUGAGUUUGUAUGAUAGUAACAUUGGCGAGGCUGGUGCUGUUGCUCUGGCCGAGUGUUUGAAAGAAAAUUCAACCCUGACAAUGUUGAAUUUGGAUGAAAAUAACAUUGGUGACUCUGGUGCUGCUGCUCUGACUGAGUCUUUGAAAGAAAACACAUCUCUGACAGUGUUGUAUCGGCCUUGAAAUAACAUUGGUGAUUCUGGUGCUACUGCUCUGGCUGAGUGUUUGAAAGAAAACACAUCUCUGACAGUGUUGUAUUGGCCUUGAAAUUACAUCGAUGAUUCUGGUGCUGCUGCUCUAACUUCUUCUGUAUCGAAGUGUCAUAUUUCUCUAACCAAGUUGGAUGGGCUUAUCCUAGGAAAUGUAUAUUCCGUCCAAGGAACAAUGUUAAAUAGCGAUAGUGUAACAUAUAAAAGCAGCGAUUCUUGAGUCUGACCCCGGGCAGGGUUAAUGAACAUUAUUAAAAACUGGAUCAUUGGAUAAUGCAAUUCAAGACUUUUGAUUGGCUUACCAUCAUGGUA